This is a messenger RNA of Pseudomyrmex gracilis, 491 nucleotides long. RefSeq lists its product as uncharacterized. The record is from RefSeq and is a predicted model, not a curated record. The transcript is spliced from 3 exons. Lineage: Eukaryota; Metazoa; Arthropoda; Insecta; Hymenoptera; Formicidae. Bases 24 to 491 code for a protein of 155 amino acids.
UUUAGGAUCACUUUUCAGAAAAUAUGUGGGAAAAACUUNGAAUAGAUGGGAAAAGAAAGCUGAAAUGCAAUGCUGUACCAACAAUUUUCCCAUCAUAUGGAUGUAUCUUGAAGAGCCAAGACACCAGCCAGGACAACUCUUGCAAUAUGGAUUACAAUCAGAAAUAUAAUGACACAGUAACUAUUACACAGAAACAUCCACUAAACAAUGCAAUAAACAAUUUAGACUUNGAAGACACUCAACUACUUGUUGACAUUCAACCAUCACAAUCAGAUAUUAAUCAGCCAANACUAGAGUCUGCUCUAUUACGGAUAAAAGACUUAGAAAGUAAACUCAAAGAAGCAAAUGACAAACUUACAGUUGCCAACAUGAUUGUUUGCAAAACCGAAAAAACGAAGAAAAAUCUACAGCAACGUAUAAGAAAGUUGAAAAGCCUUAAAAGAUUACGUGUUGAAAAAACUUUGUUAAAAUCCUCAGAGAUAAGAUAUUAA